AUGCAAUCACUUGAUUUAAAUGUGUCCAAUAAUAAUUUAUUAACAACGCCAACAUCUUUGCCAUUUCCAAGCGCUACUGCAAUGGCUACUGCAAUGGAUAAUAUAGCCAACAACCCGGGCAGUACGACGCCACCGGACUUUGAUUUUAAUAUACCAUGUCGCUAUUUCAAGAGCUCAUUUGCCCGCUCACUCUCACUUAAUAAUCCAAGUCAUCAUUUCCAAUGCAAAUCCUUAGAUUACGAUAUCAAUAAUAUGCGCAACUACAACAACAACAACAACAAUAACAACAACGCCAAUGGCAUUGGCAACAAUUUCCAUAAUUGUCGGAAUGAUAGUGUCAAAAAUAUGGAUGCUCCACCAUUGCCACAACGUAUGAGCCGUGCCGGCACACCACCAACUACAGCAACAAAACCAACAACAACACAAAUAACAACUGCCGCGAUGUCAAUUAGUGGCAACAUUAACAUCAGCAUUAAUGCCAAGAAUGAGGUCAGCUCAUCUGACGAGAGUUGCUGCAGCAACAACAACCUGCCGCCAGCAUUGCCAGCCAGACGUCCUAUGCCGGCAACGAAUUCCAAUAUCAAUAACAGCAACAAUAACAACAACAGCAGUUGCAGCAGUAAUGGCAGCAUUGGUGAAUUGCAACCGCAACAUAAACAGCAACAAUUGCCGUUGCUGACACAGUUAAAGCAACAGCAGCAAAAUAAAAACAACAACAACAAUAGCAAUGGCAUUGCCAAUGCCAAUGGCAUCGGGAAUAGUUAUGCUAAUGACAGUGAUUGUGGUAGUGGCAGUGGCAGUGGCAGUAGCAGUGGCUGUGCUAACAUUAACAGCAAUGGCAAUAAUGCCAAUAGUGGUGGAAAUGUAAGCUCAGUUAUUCAUGGGAAUUUUAAUAAACUCACCAUAAAUCAUGCAUUACAACAACAACAACAUAAAGAGCACAGCAUUGACCACAACAUCAGAAGGAACGUCUGGCCUAAAGAUAAUGUGGAACAGUGCAUACCGAACGAUCGAUACAAUCAUAAAAUAGUUGCCAACAGUUUAGCUUUAGUUGAAGCAAGCAAUAACUCAGUUGCUGCUGCUGCUGCUCUUGCUGGUGCCUUUCCUGUUGUUGCUACCGCUGCCGCUGCCACAUGA
Molecule: messenger RNA, 1137 nt
Organism: Teleopsis dalmanni
Lineage: Eukaryota; Metazoa; Arthropoda; Insecta; Diptera; Diopsidae
Exons: 2
Coding region: 1-1137 (378 amino acids)
Source: RefSeq, a predicted model, not a curated record